AUGAAUGUGUUCUCGCAGCGGUCGGAGCGGGUGAAGGGGGUGGACAUCCACCCCACCGAGCCCUGGAUCCUUGCCUCUCUGUACAAUGGCAAUGUGUACAUCUGGAACUACGUGGAGGGUGCCCUGGUCAAGUCCUUUGAGAUCACAGACCUGCCGGUGCGGACCGCCAAGUUCAUCCCGCGCAAGCAGUGGAUGGUCUGCGGCGCCGACGACAUGCACGUCCGGGUGUACAACUACAACACCAUGGACAAGGUGAAGCAGUUCGAGGCACACACCGACUACAUCAGGCACCUGGCGGUGCACCCCACGCUGCCCUACCUGCUCACCUGCUCGGACGACAUGCUGAUCAAGCUGUGGGACUGGGAGAAGGGCUGGGUCAAUACACAGGUCUUCGAGGGACACUCUCACUACGUCAUGCACGUCGUGUUCAACCCCAAGGACCCCAACACCUUUGCCUCCGCCUCCCUAGAUCGCACCGUGUGGGGCAUCGGCAGCCACAUGCCCAACUUCACGCUGGAGGGCCACGAGAAGGGCGUCAACUGCGUGGACUACUACACAGGAGGCGACCGCCCGUACCUGGCCUCCGGCGCCGACGACCGCCUGGUGAAAGUGUGGGACUACCAGACCAAGGCCUGCAUCCAGACCCUGGACGGGCACGCCCACAACAUCACGGCGGUGGGUUUCCACCCCGAGCUGCCACUGCUGCUGACCGGGUCGGAGGACGGCAGCGUCAAGGCCUGGCACUCCACCACCUACCGCCUGGAGCACAGCCUGGACCACGGCAUGGAGCGGGUGUGGGCGGUGGCCUACACGCGCGGCUCCAACUCCAUCGCCAUCGGCUACGACGAGGGCUGCGUCAUGGUCAAGCUGGGCCGCGACGAACCUGUGGCCUCCAUGGACGCUGGGGGGAAGGUGGUCUGGGCGCGGCACAACGAGAUCCAGACCGUCAACAUCAAAUCGCUGGGCGACGCGCACGAGGAGAAGGACGGCGAGCGCCUGCCGCUGGCGGUCAAGGACCUGGGGUCCUCGGAGCAGUACCCGCAGUACCUCGCGCACUCCCCCAACGGCCGCUUCGUCGCGGUGUGUGGCGACGGCGAGUAUGUCAUCUACACCGCCCUGGCCUGGCGGAACAAGGCCUUUGGCGCGGCGCUGGACUUUGCCUGGAGCGACGACAGCAACACCUUUGCCAUCAGGGAGUCGAGCACCGUGGUCAAGAUCUUCCGCAACUUUAAGGAGGCGCAGACGCUGCGCCUGCCGUACAGCGCGGAGGGCAUCCACGGCGGCAGCCUGCUGGGCGUGCGCACCCCCGACGCCAUCACCUUCUACGACUGGGCCGGCGGCGCGGUGGUCCGCCGCAUCGAGGCCGAGGUGCGCGCGGUGCACUGGUCGGAGGGCGGCGCCGGCGUGGCGCUGGUGGGCCCGGCGGCGACGCACAUCCUGGAGUACUCGCGUGAGGCGGCGGAGGCCGCGCUGGCCAGCGGCGAGGGCGUGGACGAGGACGGCGUGGAGUCGGCCUUCGAGCUGGUGGGCGAGAUUGGAGAGCCCGCCACCAGCGCGGUCUGGGUCGGCGACUGCCUGGCCUUCACCACGUCCAGCUGGCGCAUCGCCUAUGCGGUGGGCGGGGAGACCACCACCCUGGCCCACGCCGACCGCCCGCUCUACCUCCUGGGCUACCUGGCGGCCGCGGGGCGGCUGUACGCGGUGGACCGUGCGGGGGCAGUGGUGGCCUACACCCUGCUCCUGCCGGUGGUGGAGUUCAAGACGCGCGUGCUGCGCGGCGACGUGGACGGCGCGCGCGCCCUGCUCCCCACCGUGCCCGAGGCGGAGCACGCCGCGCUGGCGCGUUUCCUGGAGGCGCGGGGCCACCUGGAGGCGGCGGCCGAGGUGGCCACCGACCCCGCCCACCGCUUCGACCUGGCGCUGGCGCUGGGGCGGCUGGACUCGGCCGCCGCGCUGGCGGCCGAGUCGGGGUCGGCGCUGGCCUGGCGUGCGCUGGGCGAGGCCGCGCUGGCGGCGGGCGACCUGGGCGCGGCGCUGCUGGCUCGCACCUACCGCCCCUCGCGCGCGGGGGAGGUGGUGGUGCGCUGGCAGGCCGACCUGGCGCGCGCCAACCCGAAAGCCGCCGAGGCGCUGGCCAACCCAGACGACUACCCGAACCUGUUCCCAGGCUGGAGCGAGGCGCUGGAGGCGGAGCGGGCGGUGUAUGGCGCCGUCGGUGCUGGGGAGGAACAGGGAGUGGGAAUGGGUGCCGGAGCCGAGGAGGCUGGGGUGGACGAGGGGGCCGAUAGCGAGGAGGCCGGUGCCGGUGCCGCUCCUGCAGUCGGCGCGGCGGCAGUGGGCAGCGCGAUUGGACUCGCCUCUGGCCCCAUCCGCGGCGCCAAGGAGGCAGCCGCGUCAAACGGCGCGCCGGCCGCGGGCCAGGCGUACGCCUUCCACGACGACCCCGCGUCGGCUGAGGAGGAGGCGGAGGCUUUUGGGACCGAGGCGGAGGGUUUUGUAGGCGGGGGCUCGGCCGACUGGGGCGAGGAGCCGGAGGCCGAGGCGCCAGUCGUCGAGGCGCCCGCGCUGGCGCCGGCGGUCCGGCUUGCGCCCGAGGAGGAGGACGAGCUGUCGGCCGCACUCGGGGCGCUGACGCCGGACGAGGAGGCGCUGCUGGCCGAGGAGGGCCUGGACGACGAGGAUCUGGCCGGGUUCGGGGACGCCGAUGAGGAUGGCCUGGACGAGGGGGCGGGCGACUUCAGCGACGACUGGGGCCUGGAUGAGGGGGCCAAGCGCGACUGA
This is a messenger RNA of Auxenochlorella protothecoides, 2781 nucleotides long. Its product is annotated as Coatomer subunit beta'-1. Gene Ontology annotation, cellular component: COPI vesicle coat. Bases 1 to 2781 code for a protein of 926 amino acids. The transcript has 12 exons. Gene Ontology annotation, molecular function: protein binding; structural molecule activity. Gene Ontology annotation, biological process: endoplasmic reticulum to Golgi vesicle-mediated transport; intracellular protein transport; retrograde vesicle-mediated transport, Golgi to endoplasmic reticulum. NCBI's taxonomy places the organism in Eukaryota, Viridiplantae, Chlorophyta, Trebouxiophyceae, Chlorellales, Chlorellaceae. The record is from RefSeq and is a predicted model, not a curated record.